AUGGUCGCUCCGCCUUCCACAGGUGGUGUCGCACCUGCGACUGCUACCGCGAAACCAUCAUCUGCCACUCGGAUGAAUGGUGUCGGUCCUAACAUCGCAACACCGGCUUUCCCGUACAGCGCUCGACAUGCUCAACCACUUGACAUGCGCACUGUAGAGCGCAAAGGUGAUCCAGCAAGCCGCGAUCCUCCUGCAAGGUCAAGACAAUAUGGACUCCUCGAAGCUCCCACAUAUAGACCGACCGAAGCCGAGUUUCGUGACCCUAUGGAAUAUAUUCGAAGCAUAGCCCCAAAUGCAAGCAAGUUCGGCAUUUGCAAGAUCAUUCCCCCGGAUUCUUGGAACCCAGAUUUUGCUGUUGACACCGAGCGCUUCCAUUUUCGUACUCGACGCCAGGAAAUCAAUCUUGUAGAAGGAGGAAAUAGGACAAACCUCAACUAUCUGGACCAGCUUGCAAAAUACCAUAAACAGUAUGGACAACAUCUCAACCGGUUUCCCAGUGUCGAUAAGCGUCCCCUCGACCUAUUCAAGCUGAAGAAAGCAGUCGAGGUUCGAGGUGGAUUUGAAAGAGUAUGCAAAGACAAGAAAUGGGCCGAAAUUGGACGAGACUUGGGCUACAGUGGAAAAAUAAUGUCAUCUCUAUCGACUUCCCUGAAGAAUUCGUACCAGAGAUGGCUACAUCCCUACGAAGAGUACCUGAAAUGGGCUAAACCUGGCGUUCAGCAACAACUCGAAAACGAACAAGGAGGCUCGUACUCUCCAGCCGUGCUCGCUCACCAGUCGCCGGUAUCACAUCCGCCUCCAUCUCAAUCAGCUCCCCCUGCAAUGAACAUGAGAGAGCCCAGCCAACCUCGCCACAGCUCUGCAAACGGGCCCAUGCAUCCGGUCCCUACACCCAUCCAGCAACAACAGCCCUCAAUAGUACCUGCAGCUCCAGCGCCUCAGCCUCGACCAGUGUCAUCUUCCGGAUUUACAGCUGUCAAUAGUGGGUUCCCAGCAGUAAAUGCGCCUUCGGGAUUCACCGCUGUCAACACUUUACCACCCCCCAUUGUAAAGAGCGAAGUCAAUGGAACUCCACCACCUCCUCCAAACCACACUUCAUCUUUCAUGUCUGUCAAUGGGCCCACGAUUUCAGCUGUUCCGCUGGCAGCUCACCUGCAUAAUGGAGGAUCUAAUCCACUUAAGAGGACAAUGAGUCAUGAUAGUCUGACUGGAGAGUCUGGGUCAGAAGCGAUGCACGGCGACGAAGAUGGGCCAAACGGGAGAAGGAGCAAGAGACCGAAAAAGGAUGGGAUGCCUACAAUCCCAGGCAACCAUGUCCCCGCGAUGCGCCCUUCUACCCCUCAGGUCCGAAGCAAAUCUACUCCUCGAAGACACGGGGAAAGAUGCGAAAAGUGCGGGAAAUCAGACCACAAAGAAAGCAUUAUACUUUGCGAUAGUUGUGAUUUGGGUUACCAUAUGCAGUGCGCGGAGCCGCCAUUGACACAAGCUCCAAGCGAGUGGCACUGUCCCAAAUGUCUAGUUGGCACCAACGACUAUGGCUUCGAGGAAGGAAGUAUCUACUCCCUGAAGCAGUUCCAAGAGAAGGCCAAUAAUUUCAAGGAAAACUACUUUGCUGCGAGGAUGCCAUUUGAUCCUGUCACCAACACCCAGCGAAGACCGACAGAGGAUGACGUGGAGCGGGAAUUUUGGAGACUUGUCGAAGACCUCACCGAGCAGGUAGAGGUCGAGUAUGGUGCUGACAUACAUUCCACCACUCACGGCAGCGGCUUUCCCACCAUCGAAAAGCAACCUCUGAACCCGUAUUCCAAGGACCCGUGGAAUCUCAACGUCAUGCCCUUUCUCGAAGAUUCUCUGUUCAGGCACAUCAAGGGGGAUAUUUCUGGUAUGACCGUGCCCUGGCUUUAUGUGGGGAUGUGCUUCUCAACCUUCUGUUGGCAUAACGAGGAUCACUAUGCAUAUUCUGCAAACUACCAACACUUUGGGGCUACUAAGACUUGGUAUGGUAUCCCCGGCAGCCACGCAGGCCGCUUCGAGGACGCGAUGAGAAAAGCUGUCCCCGAGCUGUUCGAAACUCAGCCAGAUCUACUCUUCCAGCUUGUGACAAUACUCCCGCCAAAUCAACUAAGAAAAGCGGGUGUGGAUGUCUAUGCUUGUGACCAGCGUGCAGGACAGUUCGUUAUCACCUUUCCACAAGCCUACCACGCAGGUUUUAACCACGGCUUCAACUUCAACGAAGCGGUCAAUUUUGCACCAGCCGAUUGGGAGCCUUUUGGCGAAUCUGGUGUCCGGCGGUUGCAAGAGUUCCGCCGCCAACCGUGCUUCUCGCAUGAUGAGUUACUGUUUACAGCUGCACUGUCAGAUACUACAAUCAAGACUGCCAAAUGGCUAGGGCCAGCUCUGGAGCGGACUCGAGACCGAGAACUUCAUGAACGCGCGUAUUUCAUCAACAUACACAAGACACGGCUCCCACACGACGAAUGCGCGUUCGACUCCCUUGCCACGGAGCCUCCCAAAGCUUGCGGUCUAACCGUCAAAAUCGACAACUCCGAUCUUGAAGAAGAUGAGUAUCAAUGCUGUUACUGCAAAGCCUUUUCCUACCUUUCUCAAUUCCGCUGUCAUCGCAGUGGCAAAAUAUCGUGUCUUUUGCACCCAUUGAAGGCGGACUGCUGUGGGGACAGUGAUGAAGAGAGGCUGAAAGGCACGAAUCAUAGCCUAGUCCUCCGCUAUACGAAUCAGGAGCUGAGCAAUAUUGUGCAAAAGGUUGUGGAUAAAGCCCAUGUUCCAGAAUUGUGGGAAGCGAAAUUGGAUGCUUUACUUGCGGAAGAGGCCCGCCCUUCUCUCAAGGCACUACACACGCUUCUCAGUGAAGGCGAAAAAAUCCCCGCUCCUCUCAACGGCCUGGACGAUCUUGCCGAGUUCGUGAGACGAUGCGAUCAGUGGGUUGACGAAGCAAACCUUUAUCUUACCCGCAAGCAGCAAAACAGACGCAAGAAUGAGAAAGCAUGGAGGCGAUCCUCGCUUCGUACUGGAAAAGGUGACGAGAAAGACAACGAACCGCAACUGACCCUUGAUCGCAUGAAGGAGCUUAUUGACGAUGGUGAACAAUUGGGGUUCAGCACUCCUCAGCUUGAAAGCCUGCAGGAAAAGGUGACGCUAAUAGAUGAGUGGCGUGCAAACGCCAAGCGCAUCCUGUCAGGCAUGAAUCAAGCUGGUUUAGAAGAGUUGGAGGGUCUACUUGAAGAAGGUCGCGGAUUUUCAGCAGCCAUGCCAGAACUAACCAGCCUCGAAAAGAUUUAUGCUCGGACUCAAUGGCUCGAGGAAUCCCGACAGCUCCAGAAGGAUAUCACAAGUAAGACAUUGGACGAAUGCCGUAGCUUGCUUGAACGAAUUACAGAACUCGACAUUCUUCCGCAGGCUCCGGAGGCUGCCUUCGUAAACGAUAUGGUCAAGCAAGGCGAAUUCUGGGAACACAAGGCGAAAGAACUUAUGGCCGCCGAAGACGUCCAUUAUCCACAACUUGAAUCUCUUCAUUCGCAGGUACAUCUCCAGAUGUUCCCAGUCAACAAGGAAGUUUUGGACAAAAUGGACCAGAUUUUAGCGAAGAAUCGGGAGGCCAAACGACAGAUCAUCACCUUGGUUGAGCGUAGCCAUGAUCCGGAUCUCCGCAAGCGGCCACUUUACGCUCAUGUUCGGGACGUCGUCAAAGGCUUCGAGGAACUCAACGGAAAGCCGCAUGGUGCAGCAGACCUGGAGAAAGAAUUGAGACGACAUGAAGACUGGAUGAGAAGAGGUAAAAAGCUCUUCGGAAAAGCCAAUGCGCCACUUCACAUUCUCGAGCAGCAUAUGAAGUUCGUGGAGGAGAAGAAUAACUUCUGCUUCGAUCUCAACGAUACCUUCAGGCCACCCGUUGAACCGGCUUCGCGGGAGGCCACACCUGCAGAUGACCGAGGAAGGGGGCAGCUGGGUGAGGACGAAAAGCCAGUGUUCUGCAUUUGCCGGCAACCUGAGGCGGGCCUGAUGAUAGAAUGCGAGAUCUGUCACGACUGGUAUCACGCGAAGUGCUUGAAACUUGCUCGGGGUAAAGUCAAGGAAUGCGAGAUGUUCACCUGCCCGGUCUGUGACUGGCGGGUUAAGAUCCCUCGGGAUGCUGCUCGGCCAAAACUAGAAGACCUCCAGGGCUGGCAAGAUGAGAUCGCCGACCUACCGUUCCAACCAGAAGAAGAAGAGCUACUCAAGCGCAUCAUUGACAAAGCACAAGCUUUCCGGGACUUUUUGAGCCAAUAUACCAAUGGCAACGCUAUCUGCAGAACUAUCGAAGAAAUGCCGGAGAUGCUGUUCUACCUACGCAAGAUCGAGGGUGCCGAGGUUCUCCUUGCAUAUGAGACGAACCUUUUUCGUCAAGAGUUGCAUAAGUGGCAACCUAUCGCACCUGAGCCCCCCCCGAUUUUGGCUCAAAGCUUAUCAACCAGGAAGCCACGGCCAACCAAGCAGCAAAAGUUGAUGAAAGAACUAGGGGUGGAGAAGCCUGAGGAUCUUCCACCGCAUCUUAGAACAAAAACCUACGUGCGCAGAAAGACACAAGAAUCCUUUAUGACUGGCCCUCUUCUGCCUAAGCCUUCUACACAGUCUCCGUCCGCUCCUGGUUCAGCGGCCAGUCCUGGCCACAGUCAAUCGGCAGGCAAUGCGGAGACCCCUGGAACCGGACAACGACAAGGGUCGGCAGGUGCUUCUGGAGCCGGUGGAACAAUCGAACCUGGCUUCAUCGCUGGACCUGCAUCAUAUAAUAACUUUGGAGGUGAUCGGCCAGAGUCAUUCCCGCCUAAUAGCCCUUCGCCCAUGUUUAGCCCGACUGGAGAGCGACCUCCACAAGGCAUGAAGGAUCCUAUGAUGCCAACGUUCGCGGGAGGUGCCUCAUCCCGUGAUGCCCGGAAUCACGAUCCCUCAUUUCCAAUGUUUCAACCAAAUACCGGGCUUGAUGCUGAUGAUGAUCUCCGGAAUGGGCUUGCCAAUGCGUCACCCCGUGGAACGCAGUCUGGGCGGGAUGGUUCACCUGGCGAGUACGACACUAUGUUUAUGGAUAUCACCAACCAAGAAGGCGACGGCAGCAAUGACGCGGUUCCAAGUCUAGAGCACGAGACCAGCCAUGCCAGUGAGGCACUUGAUAUGAUCCGCACUGCUAGCAACGAUUCGGGCAACAACAAUGCCGAGCUAGAGGAUGGCGAUAAUGUAUCGAAACAUUUUGACGACUUCCUCACUAGUGGGGAGCAGAACUAG
Messenger RNA from Exophiala spinifera, 5274 nucleotides. RefSeq lists its product as uncharacterized. The coding region runs from base 1 to 5274 and encodes 1757 amino acids. Gene Ontology annotation, molecular function: histone demethylase activity; DNA binding. NCBI's taxonomy places the organism in Eukaryota, Fungi, Ascomycota, Eurotiomycetes, Chaetothyriales, Herpotrichiellaceae. Gene Ontology annotation, cellular component: nucleus. Gene Ontology annotation, biological process: chromatin remodeling. The record is from RefSeq and is a predicted model, not a curated record. The transcript is spliced from 4 exons.